Molecule: messenger RNA, 3376 nt
Organism: Synchiropus splendidus (mandarinfish)
Lineage: Eukaryota; Metazoa; Chordata; Actinopteri; Syngnathiformes; Callionymidae
Gene: snip1
Product: Smad nuclear interacting protein
Exons: 4
Coding region: 1929-2969 (346 amino acids)
Biological process (GO): miRNA processing
Cellular component (GO): nucleus
Molecular function (GO): protein binding; mRNA binding
Source: RefSeq, a predicted model, not a curated record
UAUAUAUUUUAGCAAUGAAAUGUUUCAAUAUUAGCUUAUAUUUAAUUAUAUUUCCCAGUGUUGCCUUUUGCCUAAUGCAGCUGGAAAUUUGGAAAUAUGUUAUCUUUUAACACGUUUAAUGGCUUGAAUGUUUUGGUCGAGAAACCAGAAAGAUGUGCCUAUUGAGAGUUACUUCUUGAAAGUAAUGAUCAUCUCCAGUUGGUUCUGUGAAGACAGCAGGGUCAGCAGUGAUCAUCUGAAUCUGAGUCAUCAUUUUUUGAAUAGGAAAUUCACCUUCAGCUCCUGGUUUGCUGCUUUCAGGAACUGUAUUUCUUCCAUGUGCUUUUUUUCUUCCAACUGGCGUUUUUCAUUCUCCCUCUUUUCAAUUGCAUCACAUUUAGCUUUUUGUUCAUUCAGCUGCUUCCUCAGCUCCUUCGCCUCACUUUCCAACUCGACAAUCUGGAGACGGAAAGUCAAAGUUGCAGACGUUUAGACUCGAGAGUCAAGAGGCAUUACAUGUGCAGGAGACUGUCUUUCAAAGAGCAGAAGUGAAAGUAAUUCAACAGCGUUACUCGUUUCUCCACGUUGACUUUGUCUUGCUCGGCCUGCAGCGCUUUCCUGAUGCCGAAAGCAAUGCUGCUUUCGUACAGAGUCUGAUAUGCAGCAAGGGUCAGUUGAAUCUCAUUUCUGACCCUCAGCAGCAGCAGACCUCUCUCCACACAGUUGAUGGUCACCUGUCUGAUCAGCUCAUCUGCAACACAACAUUGGAUCACAUUAUCAUCUUUAACAAACUAAACAAGCCUUUUUCUCUUUUUUACCGAAACACUGUGAGUAGAUUUCUCUGCGGGUCGGGCACAGUCCAGUCUCUCUCGCUUGCUUAUGCUGAAGUUUCAGAUCCAGCUGUUCCUCCAGAUUCAUCACGUCUGAGCGUGUGCACGGUGCUGUGGACACGUACUGCAUCCACAACUGAUUGUCUUCCAUCCAUUCUCUGAAAUAUCAAUCUCAUCUUAACAGCUCGAACCUUCAGCAUUUGAAUGGACUUCAAACAUGUACCUCGGUGGAAGCAUGGCGUUCAGGAUCUCUUCAUUUUGCCUGUAGCUGGACUCCGUCACCCCGGAUUUGGGUUUAGGAGGUGGUGGAACAGGAGAAAAGUCAGACUGCUGGUGCGGGCUCAUUUUUAGGGAACGUCCCUGUGUUCACAAAGAAAACGCAAAAACUAACAGACAGCACAAACUUCACAUUAAACAUAUUUUAUUACAAGUACAGCUGUAACAGGAGAUGGUUAAAGUUGUGUAAUGCUUUUUCCCCCCCAGUAAACUCACCUUUGGUGAUUUGACAUGUGUGUUUUUGGCGAUUAAAAUGGGUGUAUCAUAUUUUAGCAGCGAAUCAGCUGGUGGUAUCAUCGUGCUGCAAAAGUUUAAUCCAGUUUCCAGAAGCUGGUGCGCAGUGUUUAUGUUGCUAUGGGAACGUGGAUCCGGUGUUUCACUGUAAUGUGUCCGUUUCGCCAAAAUGUAGAAUGUUUAAUUUAUAUAUACAUCUCAGCCCAAUAAUCACGUUUGCCAUCGCGUUUAGAGUGAAAUUGUUUAUUUCACAUGAGUAGUGUAAUGAUGUGUUGCCCUGCUGUUCUGAAGAUAGACAUGUAAAACAAAAAACAGUCUGUCUUUUCUGUAUUUUUAUAGUAUUCAAAUUAUUGUAUUUAUUUUAUAUUGUCUUUUUUUAGCAUUAGUUUUAUACUUUUGGGGGGGAAUGUACGGUCGCUGGAGCAGCGGAACCAAACACACACACAAUGUGUCCUCACGGGAUUAUUUUUCCGGUCACCACCGGAAGUCGUCCAUGAUCGCAUAACGUCUGAUGUGAUGGUCUCAUGCGCUUUUGUUCGAGUUGUUUUGAGAAUCUGCGUUUGAUUUACAUCGUUCGUAUCAACGUCGCUCUCUGAAACAAAAGGCAGGAUGGCCAAAGAAAAGAAGCACCGAAGACGUGACUCGCCGGAAAUGAGAGUAAAGGUUAAGGAAGAGAGGCUGAGUCCAGUUAGGCCGAAGAGUUCACGACGCUCAGCGAGUCCUCCGAGAAGAAGAGCGAACCGUUCACCUCAGAGGGCAAGAGAUCGCUCACCAGCUCGAAGAGCAGCGUCUCCGGCCAGGCGCGGCAGCCGUUCACCAAGAAGUAGAAGUCCUCACCGUGGAGCUGAAGUCAGGAUAAAGCGGGAACGGGAGGAGCAUCGAGAUGAUCGCAGAAGAAGAAACGAGCAGCCGGAGGAGAGACGGAGCCGGUGGGAGUCAGACCGACCUCAGGAGAGGGAUCGCAGCCGAGAGAGACACAGAGAGCGCCGCGCACUGGCCUCGCAGCAAGAAGAGCGGCAGCAGCACGACGAACGCCGGCGGGAGAACCGACAGAGGCGAGAGGCGGACGGAGAGCAGGACUUUGGAAAGCCUGAAGGCCAGAGCAACAGCCCUAAUGCUGCCCCCGCCGAGAAAGAGAAGCCAAACUUUGGACUUUCAGGCGCUCUCACAGAAGACACCAACACAUUCCGGGGGGUGGUGAUCAAAUACAACGAACCACCUGAGGCUCGUAUUCCGAAAAGAAGAUGGCGCCUGUACCCCUUCAAGAACGACGAGCAACUGCCUGUCAUGUACAUCCACAGACAGAGCGCCUAUUUGAUGGGACGGCAGAGGAAAAUCGCCGACAUCCCCAUUGAUCACCCGUCUUGCUCCAAGCAACACGCCGUGUUUCAGUACAGGCUGGUGGAGUUCACCCGGUCAGACGGCACCCCCGGCCGCAGGGUGAAACCCUACAUCAUCGACUUGGGCUCAGGCAACGGCACCUUCCUCAACAACAACCGCAUUGAGCCCCAGCGCUACUACGAGCUCAAAGAGAAAGACGUGCUGAAGUUUGGCUUCAGCAGCCGCGAGUACGUCCUCCUGCACGAGUUCUCCGACACCAGCGAGGUGGACGCCAAGCUGGAGGAGGAUGACGAGGGACUGGACGAGUAGUUUGACCUGUCUGGAUAUAUGGUUGACUUUACUUCGUAGGUGAAGUGGAGGUUAUGAUUUGUGCUCUCUGUAUUUAGCUGAUUAUUGCUGAACCCUGCCACAACCCUCUCAAAGACUUUGAAACUCAGGUUGUUUGUACAUUGUCAUGUUAUUACACAGUAUAUUUUUAGAUCAAGCAAACGAUUAGAACCAAACAUGCAGCUGAACUUUUCGUCAUUGGCCUCAAUGAAUGUAAUCUCAGUUCCUCCUGUCAUGCAUACACAACUCUCUUCUAUUCUGUUACGGAGGAGGAGAACAAAGUCAGUGAGUGCUUUUUGUAUAUACACCCGCUGUUUUGUUUUGUCCACACAACGUUGAUGUUUGAUUUUCAUAUUUGUAAAUAAACAAGUCAGAAUGGUUUCCAUUCA